GUGACUUUCACACUGGCCUUUAUGAUGUUGUUCGGUAAUGAAAUGCUCCUCACAUCUUUAUAUACAGCAAGUAUUUUGGCAGCUUUGAUUUUAGUAAAUCUCGACUGUAUUCUGGGCAGAAUCACGUUACGUCCUCUCUAUGUAGCCAUAACCUCUUUGUGCUUUGUUUUCGGUACACUUGGAAUAAAGCUCGGUAUUUCAACGCUGCUACAAGUGGAAGAUGACGCACAUAUCUUCGAUAUUCUACGAUCGAAAUUCACUGAUUACGCGACAUUUCAUACACGCCUUUACACAUGCUCAAAAGAAUUUGAUUUCAUUUCAUUCGAGACUCUUCAAAAGUUAUGUGCCACGUGGUUAUUACCUGCAGCUGCAAUGGGCAUCUUUUUGUUUGUUGUUGUUUUCCUAUUCACAGAGAGAAAGGAAUUACUGUAUAGAAGUGGCAACAAGGGAAAACCAUAUGCAGAGACGGCUUGCUAUGCUGUCAUGGCGCUGUUAAUUAUGCGGCUGAAACUCUUCUUCACACCACAUCUAUGCAUUUGUUCUGCAUUUUUAGCUAAUAAUAAGGGAGAGUACAGCAAUCCUGAGCAAGAAAUGCUUUUUGACUGGAUAAUGAGAGAAACCAAGCCAGAUGCAGUUUUUGCUGGCACGAUGCCUGUGAUGGCGAAUGUCAAGCUGACCACCCUUCGACCCAUUGUCAAUCAUCCCCACUACGAAGAUGUUGGCAUUAGGAAUCGAACCAAGCUGGUCUAUUCGAUAUUCAGUAAGAAGCCUAUCAGCGAGGUACAUGAGACGUUGAAGAAAAUGGGUAUCAAUUAUGUCAUUUUCCAAAUGCUCAACUGUGCACCAGACCUCGAAAGGCCCUACUGUGCCUACAGAGGUAUGUGGGACGAAGAGGAUCCGGAAAAUAUCAACCGUGUUUCCAACUGUGAUCUGUUCAAUGUGGCAGCAACACAACAUGAUCAUCACAGAAUUUUACCAUUCAGAAUAGCGUACUUUAGAAAUAACAAUUAUUUAGUAUUAAAAGUUUAA
Messenger RNA from Haemonchus placei, 1029 nucleotides. The record is from the annotation of a GenBank genome assembly. Lineage: Eukaryota; Metazoa; Nematoda; Chromadorea; Rhabditida; Trichostrongylidae.